Molecule: messenger RNA, 792 nt
Organism: Aspergillus uvarum CBS 121591
Lineage: Eukaryota; Fungi; Ascomycota; Eurotiomycetes; Eurotiales; Aspergillaceae
Product: ankyrin repeat domain-containing protein
Exons: 3
Coding region: 1-792 (263 amino acids)
Cellular component (GO): cytoplasm; nucleus
Molecular function (GO): protein binding
Source: RefSeq, a predicted model, not a curated record
AUGUCUCUGAAUACGCUUCCUAACGAAUUUUUUCUGCAGGUGGAAUCAGAUAUUGAGACGCAAGCCGACCUUGCAGCAUUCAUUCGAAUCAAUCACCGAAUCUACAAAUUGCUUACCCCGUGUCUGUACCGGCGUAAUGCAUCCGCCGCCUUGCUAUACGGGUCGGAGCUUCUUCUGGCCCACGGGACCAGCCCAAACCUUCAAGAGAGCACGGGCCGCACUGCGCUGUUCAUGGCGGCCAUCCGUGGCCAUACGGCCGCCGUCCGGACUCUCCUCGCCUACCACGACGACCCUCGGCAGCCGGACUUGGAGCUUGACGUGGUCAUCAACCAGGGCGAGACCGCACUUCUCGCCGCCGCGCGGCAGGGCCACGCCGAGAUCCCCGUGCUCCACAGUGCGGUGCUUCACCAACAGCCCGAGCUCCUCCGGCUGGUGGUCAACCGAGACGAGAUCGAUCCGAUCCGGAUUUAUCGAAACCGGACCGCUCAUGGUUUAGCGGUAGCAAACAACGACGAAGAUCUCGCGGCUAUUCUGUUGACAGAUCCGCGUGUCAAUCCUGAUCUUACCUUGCACCCCGGCGGCAAAACCCCCAUGAUGCAGGCGAUCCUGAAAAACAACGAGAGAAUGACCCAGCUCCUGCGCGGUGCGGGCGCCAAUCCGCGGAUCAUGACCCGGCUGUGGGUGUCGCCGGCGAUGUUCCUAGAGGCUCCUACACGAGAGGCGCGGCAGGAAUUGAUCGACAAGCAUUACGGCUUCGGGGUGCGCCUGGCACGGGAUUGGACGCUGGGAUAG